This is a messenger RNA of Lasiosphaeria miniovina, 1358 nucleotides long. RefSeq lists its product as uncharacterized. Bases 243 to 1139 code for a protein of 298 amino acids. NCBI's taxonomy places the organism in Eukaryota, Fungi, Ascomycota, Sordariomycetes, Sordariales, Lasiosphaeriaceae. The transcript has a single exon. The record is from RefSeq and is a predicted model, not a curated record.
ACUUUUCGAGCAGGGAUUUGAGCCCCGCAAAGGCGGCUUCUACAUGCCGACUCGACAAAUCGACCUCAAUCGACUUCAGCUUCUUCCUAAGUAAGACUUGCUAGGAACUUCGACAUCAUCAAGCCUUAACAUCUCGGUUGUUUGGGCACGCCAAGGCUUCUUCUUGGCCGAAUUCGCCUUGAUCUGGAAAUACGUCCAUCACUCUCUCGCCUGGCAGCGGCCCGCCCGUGAGAGGGCGAAAGAUGCCGACAGACCAGUCGGCUGCAACAAGACCGACAUCAUUACCUGCAGUCUGCCCGAGUCCACCUGGCGGUGCAGGCAACUGUCUGGCCGAAACUACUCUGCGGCUGGAGUCGAUCCCUUCACACGAGCUUAAACGACCUUUGCGAACCUAUAGCCGCCGUCUUGCUUCAGGACGGGCUCUCCAUCAGCCCAUCACGAGCGGGCAAAAGGAAGAUGUGACUGUGCCAGACCCUGGUGAUGCGCUCUUGGAACCAUCUGCCAAAAUUCCCGAGCCCGAGACGCGCAAACGCGGAUCGAUCUUAUCGUAUUUCAAGCCCGUCGUCCCCCCGAGACCGAACGACAUAACCACAGCCACGAUUCCAGAUGGCAUUGAAUCAGCAUCGACGCUACCAUCACUACCGCAUCCCUUACCUAUUCGAGAGCCGAGGAAACGAAGAAGGCUGACUACUCGACCCCAGUUUGGUGCGGAGGAUCGCGGCAAGAUGGAUACCGGUUGUGGGACAGCUGUGGAUUGCAGCAAUGAACGGAGCUACCAAACUGGCAUAAACGAGCACAGCGAUGACGACACGCUGCCCAUCAACAAAAAUACCCCGCAGGAGACGCAGGAUUCUUGCGGCCAAGGUUCACGUGUGUUGGACGAGCUGACCGCAACUGUUGCUGGCCAGGUCGCAAUGUCGGGGAUGAUGACAAAACGUCCGCUGGGAAUCACAGAUCGAUCGCGAAAGCGUUGUGCCAAAGACAUGGUGCAAACAACUCUGAGCCUCUCCGUAAACCCUGACCCGGGGUUCACGGUUUGUAAGGACUGCGGUAUUCUAUACAACCCUUUGAAUGAAAAGGAUAGGAAAGAGCACAAAACACGACACGCUGCCCACGCCCGGAGCCGCGGUAGAUCGUAGUUGUCUCGGUGACAUGCAGUGGGCUGUUCAAAACUCAUACAUUCGGAGAACCUCACCUUGUCCGAUGACGCCUAGUCCGCCGAAACGACGAACGACGAACCCCAAACUCCUUGGGAUUGUGAUAAGGCGGACCCCUUACCCCUAGCUAUACAGGGUAGAUGCUCCAGUCUUGUAGAAAGUCAUGACUAAAUCAUGGCAUGGCAUCGGUGGCCGCGUGCC